UCUGACGUAUAUUGGCACAUGCGCAGUAUCGCCCCUCAAACAGCCCUUUCUAUGCUGCGCGUCUAACGACUAGCAUCAAACGAGCAUCAACAUGCAGCUCUUCUUGCGUGCCCAGAACACACACACCCUUGAGGUGACCGGACAGGAGACUGUGGGCCAGAUCAAGACUCAUGUCCAGACUCUGGAGGGUCUCCUGGUGGAGGAUCAGGUCCUGUUGCUUGCAGGUUGCCCGCUGGAGGACGAUGCUUCCCUGGCGUCAUGUGGCAUCUCCGAGCACUGCACCUUGGAGGUAGCUGGCAGGCUGCUGGGAGGUAAGGUCCACGGAUCUCUGGCCCGCGCCGGAAAAGUCAGGGGACAGACCCCCAAGGUGGACAAGCAGGAGAAGAAGAAAAAGAAGACGGGCCGUGCCAAGCGCCGCAUCCAGUACAACAGGCGCUUUGUCAACGUGGUGCCCACCUUCGGAAAGAAGAAGGGACCCAACGCCAACUCCUAAAGUGCGUCCACGUGCCCCGCCCCCUCACAGAAAGUGAUCGGCACCCAAUCAAAGUUAAAAUGUUUUUGUUCUUUGAAUAAAACUUUGGGACAAGA
Dunckerocampus dactyliophorus (ringed pipefish) is the source of this 588-nucleotide messenger RNA. RefSeq names its product FAU ubiquitin like and ribosomal protein S30 fusion a (gene faua). Gene Ontology annotation, cellular component: ribosome; cytosolic small ribosomal subunit. The coding region runs from base 92 to 493 and encodes 133 amino acids. Gene Ontology annotation, molecular function: protein binding; structural constituent of ribosome. Gene Ontology annotation, biological process: translation. NCBI's taxonomy places the organism in Eukaryota, Metazoa, Chordata, Actinopteri, Syngnathiformes, Syngnathidae. The record is from RefSeq and is a predicted model, not a curated record. The transcript is spliced from 5 exons.